This is a messenger RNA of Didymodactylos carnosus, 351 nucleotides long. The record is from the annotation of a GenBank genome assembly. Lineage: Eukaryota; Metazoa; Rotifera; Eurotatoria; Philodinida; Philodinidae.
AUGUCACAACAAGGAGCAGCUCUUCAAAACUAUAACAAUGAAUUAGUAAAGUGUAUAGAGGAUUUAUGUACGAAACGUGAUGAAUUACAACGUCAAAUAAUGACUGAAGAAGAAGAAAAACAUAAAAUAGAAAAUGAAGUUCGACAAGCGAGUGAAAGAUUGUCAAAAAUUAAUGAAAAUUUAGCAAAAAAAAUCACAGCUCGAACAGAAUUCGAUCGUACAAUUAGUGAAACGGAGGCAGCAUAUAUGAAAAUAUUGGAAAGUUCACAAACUCUACUUAAUGUUCUUAAACGUGAAUCAAACUCAUUACGAAAUAAAGUUGAUAACGAUCCUCAUGGUUUAAAUGCAUAA